AAAUGGCAUAAUUUUGUCAGAUGACACUCGAUUGCACUCGAUAGUGACAUGCACCAUGUCAGACGGUUAAAUUCUCAACAAUCAUUAUUAAAUUAACAAAAAUUAAUUUUUAUCACAAUGUCUCGGAGAGUACUUUGGCCAAAUUCUGCGAUAUUCUCACGGUGCACGAAGGCUACCAAGGCCAGAGGUUUUUUACGACAAAGCACUUCAAGAAGGUCACCCAUUGCUUGUUCGAUCUAGAUGGAACCGUACUUGACUCAGAAAUCAUGUAUCACAAAAUGAUAAAACAAAUAUGCGAAAAAUAUGGAAGGAAAUACACAAAGGAGCUUCGCAUCAGGAUGUACGGAGUUACGGACCGGGAGAUCUGCCUGACGGUGGUGAAAGAACUCAAGAUGCCGAUCUCAGCCGACGAGUUUGAGAUGCAACUCGGAGACCUCGCCAAGAAGGUCCUGCCGGCAGCCCCGUUACAAAAAGGAGCAGAGCGCCUGCUGACGCACCUGCACGACUACAAGAUCCCCAUGGCUCUGGCCACCAACUCCACGGAGCAAGCGGUCCGGCUCCACGCCACUGCCAGGCCUAGGCUCUUUGGGCUUUUUAACCAUAAGGUGUGCGCCAGCGAUCCAGACGUGGACCGGGGCAAGCCGCAUCCGGAUAUCUACCUCGUCGCAGCGAACCGCUUUCCGGAGAAACCGAAACCCAUACAGUGUCUUGUGUUUGAAGAUUCAGCAUGCGGCGUGGAGGCUGCCACUGCAGCAGGAAUGCAGGUGGUAAUGAUCCCCGAUCCCCGUUUGGACCGCGAGCAAACCCGCCACGCAACACUAGUGAUACGAUCUUUGAUGGAUUUCCAACCGGAACUUUUUGGAUUACCUCCUUUUGAUGAGAAACCGGAGAGACGAGAAAUGCGGGAUGCUUCUCCUACAAAAUAAUUGUCAUUUUUGGAAAUAUUUCGGGUAUAUACUGCCAUCUAUCGGCGAGUAGUCUUAUUAAUGGACUUGUCAGCGCCAUCUGUAGCAGACUUUUUAGGCUGUAAUGAAGUAAGUUGUGUAAACUAAAAUAUAGAUGUCGCUUUUUACGUGAAACAAUUUUUUGCAUCUUACUUUCGUCACUAAACAAUAUUUAAGCUAAACUUUUCGCGUUUAUAAGUUCCCAAAUUUUCCUAUAUUUUUGAGGCAUUUAUACUUGCUCAUUGUUACGCUAUUUUGGUGAAAAUUGCGUCUCACCUCACCAACUACCAUGGAGUAGCAGAUACAUGUUCGAAGAAAAUGUAUAGAUGGCGCUGUAUCCCAAAUUUUCUUUCAGCAUUUUUAGUAACUAAUUAAAUAAAGUACAAGAAUAGACAGUGAUACUAUUUUUAUUUCGAGUAUUUUGUAAAAAAUAAUAAAUCUUCAUAACAUCAUUAUGUGCACCAUCCAAGUCUUCAUUGUACAUUGUGUAUGUUCUUAGGUGUCUUUGUAGUAGGUAGGUGCCUUUUGUAUUUCGAGGUUCUAUAUUUUUUUUGCUAUAGAUUUACCUGAGAUUUUAAAAUAUUUCUUUUUCAAUAAAUAAAAAUGCAUCGGCUUUUA
Messenger RNA from Ostrinia nubilalis (European corn borer), 1562 nucleotides. RefSeq names its product probable pseudouridine-5'-phosphatase. The transcript has 7 exons. The record is from RefSeq and is a predicted model, not a curated record. Lineage: Eukaryota; Metazoa; Arthropoda; Insecta; Lepidoptera; Crambidae. Gene Ontology annotation, molecular function: phosphatase activity. Bases 267 to 926 code for a protein of 219 amino acids.